Molecule: messenger RNA, 3824 nt
Organism: Boleophthalmus pectinirostris (great blue-spotted mudskipper)
Lineage: Eukaryota; Metazoa; Chordata; Actinopteri; Gobiiformes; Gobiidae
Gene: tle3b
Product: TLE family member 3, transcriptional corepressor b
Biological process (GO): regulation of DNA-templated transcription; negative regulation of canonical Wnt signaling pathway
Cellular component (GO): nucleus; transcription regulator complex
Molecular function (GO): protein binding; transcription corepressor activity
Source: RefSeq, a predicted model, not a curated record
AACGCGGGGCCCUGUCUCCGCAGACGGCUCCUCGUGUCAGCGCUCCAGUCUGUGUGUGGCACGGAGCGGCGGAGGAGCGGCGGAGAGCGGAGUACACCCAGCGAGAGAGCCCCCCGUAUUCUCAUUUUCCUCUCCGAAUUCACUUUUGGACCGCGCGUGGAUUGUGCGUAAACACGGGAUCUAAUUGACGCUUUCUUUGUAGUCGUCCGCCGUCAACAACCCCGCACAUUUUCAGGGUUUUCCGCACGCACGCACGCACUGACGAGGAGAGACGCACUCCGCCAGCGGGUUUUCAAAGGACUCUAGGAGGGGGCAGAGGAGAGGAGGACAAGCGGACUACUCUUCGACAUAACGCACCACGGAGCGAUUUUGGCACCGCCUCGACGACCGCUGCGCACCACACGGAUAUUACGCGUUUUGUUUUUUUGUGGAUACUAUUUUUUUUCUACCUGCGCGAGGGGAGAGGACCGAGCGGAGACAAAGGUCCUGGGCACAGGGGCUGUCCGGUGUUGGUCAGCGUGCUUUGUCCUCCGUGCUGCCGUUAAGGGGAGGCCAGGCAGUCAUUCUAAAGCCCUGGGGAAUACACUGAAGCCGAGUGUGUGAAGAGGCCGCCAUGUAUCCACAAGGCCGCCAUCCGGCCCCUCACCAGCCGGGGCAGCCUGGCUUUAAGUUCACCGUGGCCGAGUCGUGUGACCGGAUUAAGGAUGAGUUCCAGUUCCUCCAGGCCCAGUACCACAGCCUGAAGGUGGAGUACGACAAACUGGCCAAUGAGAAGACAGAGAUGCAGCGUCACUAUGUCAUGUACUACGAGAUGUCCUACGGCCUCAACAUCGAGAUGCACAAACAGACGGAGAUUGCCAAACGCCUCAAUGCAAUCCUCGCACAGAUCAUGCCGUUCUUGUCUCAAGAGCACCAGCAGCAGGUGGCCCAGGCGGUGGAGAGGGCCAAGCAGGUGACCAUGACCGAGCUCAAUGCGAUCAUCGGGCAGCAGCAGCUCCAGGCGCAGCACUUGUCCCACGCUGCCCACGGCCCCCCGGUGCAGCUGCCCCCUCACCCCUCUGGACUGCAGCCCCCCGGCCUGCCCCCUGUCACUGGGGCGGGCUCCGGCCUGCUGGCCCUCGGAGCUCUGGGCAGCCAGGCCCACCUGCCAGUGAAGGACGAGAAGAACCACCACGACCUGGAGCACAGAGAACGAGAAUCCAGCACGAAUAACUCGGUGUCUCCGUCCGACAGCCUGCGCGCCGCCAGCGAGAAGCACCGCGGCUCCUCCGACUACGGCCUCGACUCCAAGAAACGCAAAGUGGACGACAAAGACAGUAUGAGCAGAUAUGACAGUGAUGGAGACAAGAGCGACGACCUGGUGGUGGAUGUCUCCAAUGAGGACCCUGCGACCCCGCGGGGCAGCCCGGCUCACUCGCCUCCGGAGAACGGCCUGGACAAGAGCCGCCUCCUGAAGAAAGACAACGCCCCCAACAGCCCCGCCUCCGUCGCCUCGUCCGGGAGCACGCCCUCCUCGAAAGCCAAGGACCACCCCCAUAACGACAAGUCCUCCACACCCAGCCUGAAAUCCAACACGCCCACCCCCAGGAACGAGGCCCCCACCCCGGGCACCAGCAGCACCCCCGGGCUCCGGCCCCUCACCAUGGGCAAGCCCCGCAUGGAGGCACUGGCUGCCCCAGCCCUGCGCACCCCCCUCUCCAUCGCCGGCUCCUAUGGGCCCUUUGCCAUGAUGGGGCACCACGAGAUAAACGGCUCCCUGACCAGCCCUGGGUACCCCGGGCUCAUCUCCCCUCAGAUGAGCGCUGCUGCGGCGGCUGCCUACGGACGCUCGCCCAUCGGAGGCUUCGACCCGCACCCCCACAUGAGAGCGGCCGGCCUGCCCGCCAGCCUCACCUCCAUCUCAGGGGGGAAACCGGCCUACUCGUUUCACGUGAGCGCAGACGGGCAGAUGCAGCCGGUGCCUUUCCCUCCGGACGCUCUGAUAGGCCCGGGCAUACCGCGCCAUGCCCGCCAGAUCAACACGCUGAGCCACGGCGAGGUGGUGUGCGCCGUCACCAUCAGUAACCCCACGCGCCACGUCUACACCGGGGGCAAGGGCUGUGUCAAGAUCUGGGACAUCAGCCAGCCGGGCAGCAAGAGCCCCGUGUCCCAGCUCGACUGUCUGAACCGGGACAACUACAUCCGCUCGUGUAAGCUGCUGCCUGACGGCCGCACCCUGAUUGUGGGCGGAGAGGCCAGCACCCUCACUAUUUGGGACCUGGCCUCACAGACGCCGCGCAUCAAGGCGGAGCUGACGUCGUCCGCACCGGCCUGCUACGCCCUCGCCAUCAGCCCCGACGCCAAAGUCUGCUUCUCCUGCUGCAGCGACGGAAACAUCGCAGUGUGGGACCUGCACAACCAGACCCUCGUCAGGCAGUUCCAGGGCCACACGGACGGGGCCAGCUGCAUCGACAUCUCCCACGACGGGACCAAGCUGUGGACCGGGGGCCUGGACAACACUGUGCGCUCCUGGGACCUGAGGGAGGGCAGGCAGCUGCAGCAACACGACUUCACCUCACAGAUCUUCUCCCUGGGCUACUGUCCCACGGGCGAGUGGCUGGCCGUGGGCAUGGAGAGCAGUAACGUGGAGGUCUUACACCACACCAAACCAGACAAGUACCAGCUGCACCUGCACGAGAGCUGCGUGCUGUCACUCAAGUUCGCCUACUGCGGGAAGUGGUUUGUGAGCACAGGGAAGGACAACCUGCUGAACGCAUGGAGGACCCCGUACGGCGCCAGUAUCUUCCAGUCCAAGGAGUCGUCGUCCGUCCUGAGCUGUGACAUCUCUGCAGACGACAAGUACAUCGUAACAGGCUCUGGAGACAAGAAGGCCACAGUGUACGAGGUCAUCUACUGAAACUGCUCCACCUCACCUCCUCUUGACCUCCACCUCACCUUCACCGGACCUUCACCGGACCUUCACCGGACCUCCAACUGACCUUCACCUGACCACCACCUGACCUGCUCCUCCUCUGCUGACCACCUCCUUGUCUGCUGACCUCCUCUCCCCGUCUGACCUAUGGAUUAUUUGAACAGUUUCUCGCCAAUGGAGCAGCGCUUCAUUUCUUACAGACCUCGUAGUCCAGUGACGCCUGUGAAAAGUGUACAUAUUGGCUCAGAUCAAAGACCUUUUCUAUAUAUGAUAAAGUCUAUAUAUUUUCAUGUCCUGGCUGUAUCGUGCUGAUUGGUCCCUCCUCUCUUUAGCCAGAACUCGGUGGAAUCUUUUUAAACUGUGCUGAUUUUUAGGACUGCGUUUUUAAAGGGUGUGCGGGACGUUCGGUGGGAUCUUAUUUUUGAAAUGGCCUUUUGUCGCCGUGCUUUUACUUGAUGACGGGCGUGGCGUCUCAGGAGCAGAAGGGGGCGCUGUCGGCCUGACCCGUGGAUGUACAUUUAAAUGGUCUAUACAAAGGUUUUACAGUGUACUAUGUGUCCUGCUCUGUCUCGCGUCUUUCUUAUGGACUUGUCAGAUUGUUUUCGGAACACGGGGACGUUUUGAUGUUGACCCUUAACUGCUAGAGGCUAACUGCUGCUCGCGAACUGAACUGGAGCCAAGCGGCGCUGUGUGGGUCGUCUCGCGGUUCUCGGAUACGUCCACGGACCCAUUAGCCCUGGUACCUGACCCCGCCUCCCCUCACCCUAGCCCCACCUCCCGCACCCUAGCCCCACCCCCCUCUUUCCUGGUAGCCACCGGGUCAACUGAAGCUGUGUGAAAAGUGGCAGAAAGUGCCUGCCCAGACGAAAACCACACCAAAGUAUAACGCUGUUAGCAUAAAGAGAUGUACAGU